AUGUCCAACGUCAGCCUUGAUCUAGAUGCGGAAGAAGCGGCAUUCCAGGCACAGGUAGCUGCUAUUGAGAAAGAAUGGCAAAACCCCAGGCAGGCUCAUCUUAAGAGGCCUUACUCGGCAGAGUCCAUUGCAGCUCUACGAAACACGAUACCGAUAACGUAUCCGUCGAGCUUGCAGGGAGAUAAGCUUUGGAAUAUUCUAAAGACUCAUCUGGCAAAUGGAACUCAUGAGAAGACAUUUGGCACCACAGAGCCAACUGUCGUUUCUCAAAUGGUUAAACAUCAACAGACUGUCUAUGUAUCUGGAGCCCUAUGCGGCCUAUCCGAAGUUCAGCACCCAGGAUGUGAUCACGCAGAUUACCCGUGGGACACGGUGCCAAAGGUCGUUGAAAAGAUCUUCAAGGCGCAGCUAUUCCACGACCAGCGGCAACAUCAGUUUCGGAUGCGCCACUCCAAAGAAGAGCGCGCGAAGCUCGAGAAGUAUGACUUCAUGGCCCCGAUCAUCGCCGAUGGGGACAUGGGUUUUGGCGGCCUCACAACAACGGUCAAGCUGGCCAAGCUGUUUGUGGAAGCCGGCGUUGCCAUGAUCCAUCUAGAUGACUUAGCGAUCGGCCUGAAGAAGUUUACUGUUGGCGAAGGCAGAACUGUGGUCCCUACUAGCGAGUAUUUGUCGAGAUUAACUGCUGUCCGCAUGCAAUUCGAUGUCAUGGGCACCAACACGUUGCUCAUGUGUCGUUGCGACACUGACCGGUCCCAGUUCAUCACGAGCACCAUUGACCCCCGGGACCACGAGUACAUCAUCGGAGCUACCAAAGACCUCGACCCUUUGGUCCAGUAUGUAGCAAAUGGAAUGGCGGAAGGGAAACCAUAUGUGCAAGCACGGGAUGAAUGGAAGUCCCAGGCUGGCCUAAUGACAUUUGACCAGGCUGUCAAGGAGAAAGCCACAGAAGAAGAGUAUCAACAAUACGCUUCGAAAGCCAUUGCCUAUGGUGUUUCACUUAAAGAAAAACGCCGAAUUGCCAAAGAGUUGGUAAAGCAGGACGUGUUCUUUGACUGGGAGCUCCCUAGAACCAAGGAGGGGCAGUAUAUGUGGAAGCCUAGUGUCAAGACAAUUGUCGAGCGAGCUGUUCUAGUCGCACCCUUGGGCGAUAUGACAUGGGCCAGAAUGGACGCGCCAGUCUGGAAAGAUAUCGUCGAGUUUCACACCGAGGUCCGUAAGGUGUACCCAGAUCGAAUGUUUGCGUUCGGCUUCACCGGAAUGUACAACUACGAGGCAGCCGGUUUCACUCAGGAACAGGUAAAAUCUUUCAGUGACGACAUGGCCAAAUUAGGCAUCGUCUGGCAGGUCCAGCCCAUCUGGUCUGUAGCAGGUUUGAACAUUACAGCAGAGAAGUUUGCUAAGGAGUGGCAGAGAGAUGGUAUUGCUGGAUAUAUUGAGACGAUUUCCAAGCCAUCAAGGGCACCUCCUAUUGUCGAUGGUUUUCACAAGCUUAGUUAUGCAGGAUCCUAUCUUGCGGACGCCUUUUUUGCUGUUGUUGCUGGAGAGAAGAUUGUACCAUAG
Molecule: messenger RNA, 1560 nt
Organism: Clonostachys byssicola
Lineage: Eukaryota; Fungi; Ascomycota; Sordariomycetes; Hypocreales; Bionectriaceae
Source: the annotation of a GenBank genome assembly